AUGUCACCACCAUCUUCUCCUGGUUCUGGGAAUUCUCAUUAUGAAAAUGCGUCUUCAAAACCUCCAGUAAGACCACAAUCACCAUUACAAAAAUCAAGUUCUUCAAUCUUGACAAUGUCAAAAUUAUAUCAACAACAACAAGAUGAAGGUAGUAUCCAUGGUUCUUCAACUUUAAGCGCUGGCGGUGGUUAUUCAGCUCCAAAAAAUCAAAUUUCUCCAGGUAAUCAUCCAGCUCAUUCACAUCGUUUACAUAGUCCAAAACCAUCAUCAUUCCUACCGAAACCUUCAGCUUCUCAACAAAAUAAAAAAUUACAUCGUCGUGUUUUAUCUGGUGGUUCAUUGAAAGAUGAUUAUUUUUCUACAAAAUCACAAAAAUCUAAUGGUUCUCCAGGUUCUCCAAAUUCUCAAUUAGAAGCUAAUCAAGGUCAAGGUAGUGCUGGUUCACCAGGUGCUGUUAAAUUACCAACUUUCCAAAGAAUGGAAAAUAUUGGAACUCCACCAGCUGAUGAAGGUCAUGAAAAUUUGAUUGCUCAAACUCAACAACAUAUUAGUGCUACUCAAGGUGGUAAUGGUUCUUAUAGUGAUAGUUCUCAACAAACUCAUGUUUCACCAAAUUUAAGUUCUUCAAAAAUUUUCGAUAGAAGAACUGCAAGAGCUCAAGAAUUUCAAGAUGAUGCAGAUCAAACUUUUAAAAGAGAAUUCAUGUCAAGUACAGAUCUUGCAGAAAACAAUGAUACAUUUGAUCCUGAAUUAGAUAAACAAUAUAAUGAUAAAUUAACAAAAUUAAAUGAAGAAAAAAAUCAGCGUAAGAAAAAUGUUGAAUUUUAUAAUAGUGAUGAUGAUGGAAGUGAUGUUGAUAUUAAUUCUGAUUCAAAUGAUGAUCCAUCAAAUGUCAAAAGAUCAAAAUCUACAAAGAGUAAAGAUGUAAAAUUAGAAAAACCUCAAAGAUCAAAUACUCAAACUUCAACAAAUUCUUCAAAUUCUUCAAAUUCUUCAAAUGAUGGUGAAAAAAUUGGUGUCAAAAAAUUAAAAAAUGCUUUUAAAAAAUUAGUUAAUCCAGAAAAUUAUAGUUCAGAUGAUGAAGAUGAAGAUUUUAAUAGAAAUAAACCACCUGAAGAUAAUUUUUUCUCAAAAUUUGUUAAUAUAAGUGGUGGUGGUCUUGCACCAGGUGCUUCAAGAGAAGAAGCAAAAAAGAAACAAGAUGAUGAAGAAGCUCAAAGAAAAAUCGUUAGUGAUGAAGGUGUUGAAAUGCAAACUUUAGAUCCUGAAUUAUUUAAAAAUGAAGCUAGCGGUAUUGUUGGUGCUCAUGGUGGUCGUCGUGGUGCUGCUGGUGCUUCAAGUUUUUUGAAUGCAGAUGAAGCAACAUUAAGAGAUAAUGCAUCAAUUCAUUCACACUCUGAAAGUUUUAAAGCGCCAAAUCCAGAUUUAUACUUGAGAGAUGAAGAUGGUAUCUUUGAAAUGAAUUUGGAUUCAAGUGGUGAUCAAUAUAUUGCUCCACCUGAAAGAGUUCGUGGUGGUGUUUUAUCAUCAUUAUUAAAAAUGUAUCAAAAUCCAAUGGAAGCUUCUAAAUCUCAACAAAGUCUUGGAGGUAUUUCUGAAACUGAUCCUUUCCAACCAAAUUCUGGUGCUGUUACACCAACAGAAGAAUAUCCACCUCACAGUGGUGGUGGUGAAACUUUAGCUGGUCGUUUGAAAGGUUUAGGUAAAAGAAAAGUUGCAAUUGAUGAAAGUGAAUCUCAAAGUGCUUUAAAUAGUAAAAAUCAAAGUACUACUGAUUUAGGUGAAGGUUCAUCAUCAUCUCAAAAAGGUUCUAAGACUGCAUUAGGCAAAUUGAAAAGUGGUGUUAAAAAUGUUGGUAAUACAGCUUAUUCGGGUGCUUCAUUUGUUGGUAAUACCGCUUACUCAGGGGUUUCAACAGCUGCAAACACAGCUGCAAAUGCUGCAAGUGCAUCAAGUAAUUAUUUACCAAGUUUUGAAAAAACAAGACCAAAACUGAAAAAAGGUGCUUCAAAUUUAAAAUUCAAAAAAGAACAAGCUCAAGCAAGAAUUACUGUUCAUAUUGCAGAUAUUUUACAAAGACAACGUUUUGUUUUACGUAUGUGUAAGGCAUUAAUGCUUUAUGGUGCACCAACUCAUAGAUUAGAAGAAUAUUUAACAAUGACCGCAAGAGUUUUAGAAAUUGAUGGUCAAUUUAUUUAUUUCCCAGGUUGUAUGAUUGUUUCAUUUGGUGAUGCUACAACAAGAACUUCAGAAGUUCAAUUGGUUAGAUGUCCUCAAGGUUUGAAUCUUUAUAAAUUACAUCGUGUUCAUAGAAUCUAUAAGCAAGUUAUUCAUGACUUAGUUGGUGUCGAAGAAGCUUCAAACGAUUUGGAUGAUUUGUUAUCAAUGAAACCUGCAUUCCCACCAUGGUUAUGUGCUUUAUUAUAUGCUUUCGCAUCAUCUAUGGUUACACCAUUUGCCUUUGGUGGUGGUUGGGUUAAUUUACCAGUUUCAUUCUUAAUUGGUGGUUGUGUUGGGUCUUUACAAUUUUUAAUCGCACCAAGAUCUAAUUUAUAUUCAAAUGUUUUCGAAGUUACAGCUGCUAUUGUUGUUUCUUUUGUUGGUCGUGCGUUAGGUUCAAUUGAAGGUUCAGGUAUUUGUUUUUCAUCAGUUGUCCAGGGUUCAUUAGCUUUAAUUUUACCAGGUUAUAUUAUUUUAUGUGGUUCAUUAGAAUUACAAUCUAGAAAUUUGGUUGCAGGUGCUGUUCGUAUGUUUUAUGCUAUUAUAUACUCUUUAUUCUUAGGGUUUGGUAUUACAUUAGGUGCAGCUCUUUAUGGUUGGAUUGAUAAGAAUGCAACUUCUGAAACAGUUUGUCAUGAACAAAUUAGUGAUUGGUAUAAAUUUCUUUUCGUUCCAAUGUUUACAAUUGGGUUAUGCUUAAUUAAUCAAGCCAAAUGGUUCCAAUUACCAGUCAUGCUUUUCAUCUCAUGUGCAGGUUAUGUUGUUAAUUUCUUUGCAGGUAAACAUUUCAAAAAUUCAACAGAAUUCACAGCUGCAGUUGGUGCUUUUGUUAUUGGUGUUUUAGGUAAUUUAUACUCAAGAAUCUGGAAAGGUCUUGCUGUUUCUGCCAUGUUACCUGCAAUUUUCGUCCAAGUUCCUUCAGGUAUUGCAUCUCAAGCUUCUUUAUUAUCUGGUGUUCAAAAUGCUAAUUCAUUAACCCGUAAUAGUACCACUUCUUCUUCUUCUUCAGCAACUGGAUCAAGUUUAAGUUUCGGGGUUACCAUGGUGGAAGUUGCUAUUGGUAUCUCAGUUGGUUUAUUUGCAUCAACAAUCUUUGUUUAUCCAUUUGGUAAGAAAUCUACAAGUGUUUUUACUUUGUGA
This is a messenger RNA of Hansenula ciferrii, 3360 nucleotides long. RefSeq names its product threonine/serine exporter family protein. Gene Ontology annotation, molecular function: transmembrane transporter activity. The record is from RefSeq and is a predicted model, not a curated record. The transcript has a single exon. Gene Ontology annotation, biological process: transmembrane transport. Lineage: Eukaryota; Fungi; Ascomycota; Saccharomycetes; Phaffomycetales; Wickerhamomycetaceae. Bases 1 to 3360 code for a protein of 1119 amino acids.